AUGGCAGUCAGACUUGUAGCUCUUGGUCUUCUGGCGGUGUUAGUGUUGGGGGGGCUAGCAAGUGCACAGUAUUUCAAGGAGGUGAACCCUCAGGAUCCUCAGCGACCUAAGCCUUCUCAGAACGUCCAGCCGACCUUGUAUCAACGACCACCCCAAUCCCAGAGACCCCCGCAGUCUGCACAGAAACCUAACCAACCUCCUCAGGUGAACUAUCCAUCACCUCCAAAGCAAGUACCACGGGACCCCCAGAAACCUGCGCCACAAGACCCCUACAGGCCUCAGCACCCUCAGUACCCUCAGCAUCCUCAGCACCCUCAGCACCCUCAGCACCCUCAGCAACCCAAGGACACAAAGCAGCCUCAGCAUCCCCAUGUCCCAAAGCCGGAUUUUCAAACCUGUGAGGUGGAUCCAUUUUACAGGAUCCACUGUGGACGCCCUGAAAUCUCUGUGUCAGAAUGCCAAGCCAUCAACUGCUGCUUUGAUGGGCAGAUGUGCUACUAUGGCAAAGCUGUAACUCUGCAGUGCACAAAAGAUGCCCAGUUCAUUGUGGUAGUUGCCCGAGAUGCCACAUUGCCCAACAUUGACUUAAGUUCCAUUCAUUUUAUGGGCACUGAUCAGAACUGCCAAGCUGCUGGGUCAACCACAGAAUUUGUCAUCUAUCAGUUCCCUGUUACAAGCUGUGGGACUGUUGUGGCAUCUGAAAAUGGGGUUCUAACCUACGAAAACAGAAUGUCGUCUUCAUAUGAAGUUGCUGUUGGGCCGUAUGGAGCCAUUACCAGGGACAGCCAAUUUGACCUGAUGAUCCAGUGCAGAUAUAUCGGAACCUCAGUGCAUGCUUUGGUGUUUGAAGUGGGCACCCUCCCUGCUCCUCCUCCUGUGGCUGCUCCUGGUCCUCUGCAUGUGGAGCUCAGGCUAGGCAACGGACAGUGUACGGUAAAGGGCUGUGUGGAAGAGGACGUGGCCUACAACUCCUACUACCUGGAUAGUGAAUACCCGGUCACAAAGGUGCUCCGGGACCCUGUGUAUGUGGAGGUGAGACUGCUGGAGAGAACAGACCCCAAUUUGGUGCUGACAUUGGGCCGAUGCUGGGCCACCUCCAGCCCCUACUCUCAGAGUCUACCCCAGUGGGACUUGCUGAUUGAUGGUUGUCCUUACCGGGAUGAUCGCUACCAAACCACCCUGGUCAAUGUGGGGCCAUCUUCGGGGCUCAUGUACCCCAUGCACUACAGGAGAUUCAUUUUCAAGAUGUUUACAUUUGUGGCAUCUGGUCCAUCUGAUCCAGCUAAAGAUGUGAAACAGGAUGUGGCUUUAACACCUUUGAAAGAAAAGGUGUACAUCCACUGCAACACAUCGGUUUGCACACCAAGUCUUCAAAACAACUGUGAACCUCGGUGCUUCAGAAAGAGGAGAGAUAUAGCUGCUUCAGUGAAGAGUGGCUCCAGAGCUGAAACCACUACAGUGACUAGUCAAGGCAUCAUCAUUGUGGAUCGAAGACAAGUCAUGUAAUUUUGUUAUUAUAAAAUAUGUCAAUACAAAGGUAUCCAAGACAAUUUAGUAGGCUGUUUAAUGGCAUAUUGU
Molecule: messenger RNA, 1578 nt
Organism: Boleophthalmus pectinirostris (great blue-spotted mudskipper)
Lineage: Eukaryota; Metazoa; Chordata; Actinopteri; Gobiiformes; Gobiidae
Product: zona pellucida sperm-binding protein 4-like
Exons: 8
Coding region: 1-1506 (501 amino acids)
Biological process (GO): prevention of polyspermy; binding of sperm to zona pellucida
Cellular component (GO): egg coat
Molecular function (GO): acrosin binding; structural constituent of egg coat
Source: RefSeq, a predicted model, not a curated record